GUUUCUGUGAGAAAAAAAGCUUUUCUAUUGUCUGAUCAGAUUCUUUUGCAUCCCAUUCUUUCGUUCCACACACACAAAUACGCACGUCAUGGCUUCCACCCUUCUGUCUACCGCCUUCAGGGCUGGCCGUCUCAACUUGGCUCGCCAGGCUAUUCGUCCUCUUGCCACUGCUGCUGCCACACAAUUUCCUGGGGCUCGCAUCACCAAUCUGAAGAAUGGCUUGACUAUCGCCACUGAGUCUAAUCCCUCAGCUCAAACUGCCACCGUCGGCGUAUUCAUUGAUGCCGGUAGCCGUGCUGAGAACGCCAAGAAUAACGGCGCUGCCCAUUUCUUGGAGCAUAUGGCUUUCAAGGGCACCAAUACCCGUAGCCAACACGACAUCGAGUUGCAGAUUGAGAACAUGGGCGCUCAUUUGAACGCCUACACUUCUCGCGAGCAGACCGUCUACUACGCAAAGUCAUUCAAGGCUGAUAUCCCCAAGUCUGUCGAGAUUCUCUCUGAUAUUCUUCAGAACUCAACCUUGAACAACGAUGCCAUCGAACGCGAGCGCGAUGUCAUUCUCCGUGAGCAGCAGGAGGUUGAGAAGCAAAUGGAGGAGGUCGUCUUUGACCACUUGCAUGCCACUGCUUUCCAGGGCGAAGCUCUUGGACGUACUAUUCUGGGACCCAAGGAGAACAUCAAGUCCUUAACCCGCGAUGAUCUUGUUAACUAUAUCAAGACUAACUACACUGCCGAUCGUAUGGUCCUCGUCGGUGCCGGUGGUGUUGACCACGAUGCUCUUGUUCAGUUGGCCGAGCAGCACUUCAGCAAGCUUCCUGUCUCGGCCAAUCCUACCGGCCUUGGCAAGACCUAUGCCUUUGCUCCCAAUUUUACUGGCUCCGAGAUCCGCCUCCAGGAUGAUACCAUGAACCUGGCUCACAUUGCCAUCGCUGUCGAGGGCUGCGGCUGGACCUCACCUGAUUACUAUACCAUGCUCGUAAUGCAGUCCAUCAUCGGCACCUGGGAUCGCUCUCUCGGUGCCUCUGCCCACACCUCGUCCCGCCUGUCGAGCAUUGUUCAUGAGAACAAAUUGGCCAACUCUUUCAUGUCCUUCAACACUUCUUACACUGAUACUGGUCUCUUUGGCAUCUACUUCAUUACUGAAAACAAGGACUCUCAAGACGAUUUGGUCCACUUUGCUCAGAAGGAGUGGGCUCGCUUGACUACCUCAGUCACCGCUGCUGAAGUCGAGCGUGCUAAGCAGCAACUCAGAUCAUCUCUUCUUUUGGGAUUGGAUGGCACAACUGCUAUUGCCGAGGAUAUUGGACGUCAGUUGGUUACAACUGGCAAGCGCAUCUCACCUCAGGAGGUUGAGAAACUGAUCAAUAAGAUCACCGUUGGCGAUGUCCAUCGCGUUGCAUCUCAGUACCUUUGGGACCGUGAGAUCGCCAUGGUCGGUGUUGGACCAAUUGAGUGCUUGCCUGACUAUGUCCGUGUUCGCAACAAUAUGUCUUGGAACCGUUACUAGAGCCCUUGAUUCCCUCAUUCCUUUGUUCCUCCCACUUUUCAUGUCAUCUUUCGCUCACUCACCAUCCUUAAAAUCUCGAAUAUAAAUACACUCUUUAUCUUACUAUGCAAGCAUAACGAUUAUUAUUAUUAUUAGU
Molecule: messenger RNA, 1643 nt
Organism: Lobosporangium transversale
Lineage: Eukaryota; Fungi; Mortierellomycota; Mortierellomycetes; Mortierellales; Mortierellaceae
Product: mitochondrial processing peptidase beta subunit
Exons: 3
Coding region: 89-1507 (472 amino acids)
Cellular component (GO): mitochondrion
Molecular function (GO): metalloendopeptidase activity; metal ion binding
Source: RefSeq, a predicted model, not a curated record